Haliotis rufescens (red abalone) is the source of this 2952-nucleotide messenger RNA. RefSeq names its product cilia- and flagella-associated protein 52-like. The transcript is spliced from 12 exons. Gene Ontology annotation, molecular function: protein binding. Gene Ontology annotation, biological process: cilium assembly. NCBI's taxonomy places the organism in Eukaryota, Metazoa, Mollusca, Gastropoda, Lepetellida, Haliotidae. The record is from RefSeq and is a predicted model, not a curated record. Bases 114 to 2120 code for a protein of 668 amino acids.
UUGGUUGCCAAUGACAACAACAGCCACUGUUGAAAGCUGUUUGUUGUGAGACACGAGGUAAAGGGAGUUAUUUCUGCAUCCGCACGACGAACAGGAGUGUGCAACUUCCAAAGAUGGCAAACCUAGAAGGUAUCGACCUUAUGCAGCUGGACAGAAUAAUCGGUUUCAACGGGGCUGUAACAAAUGGACUCAAAGUUCACCCAGAUCGUCAAAAUCUCAUUUACCCUCUUGGUUGCAACAUCAUCAUUGAGGAGAUAGCCAAGGAAGGUUAUGGCAGCCAGACUAUUCUGUCCAAGCACACAGACUAUGUGUCUUGUCUUGCUAUUUCCCCCUCGGGACGGUACCUGGCCUCCGGACAAGUCACACACAUGGGCUUCAAGGCUGUCAUCAUCAUCUGGGACUAUGUCACAAAGCAGCCAGUUCACGAGAUGACUCUACACAAGGUCAAGGUUGAGGCACUUGCCUUUUCCAAGAAUGAAACAUACCUAAUCUCACUUGGCGGGCAAGAUGAUGGAUCGGUUGUGGUGUGGGAUGUUGAGAGAGGGGAGGCCAUCUGUGGAUCCCCAGCUCAGGUGGAGAGUGCUGGAAACACUUACUGUGUCUGUGCCUCUGAAGUGUCAGAUGACAUCUUCGUCACUGGAGGAGAGAACACACUGAGAGUAUGGCAGCUUGAUGUGCAAAACAGAAAAAUACGACCAACUGACGUCAACCUAGGAGUACUCAAAAGGACUGUCAAAUGUAUACAGAUGAUAAACAAGGAUAACCUGAACUUCUUCUUCUGUGGCACGACAACUGGGGACAUCCUCGCCAUCAACAUGAACACAGUCCGUCUGCAGUUCCUUGUGCCAGAAAAAAACAAGUUCAGUCAGGGAGUUACAGCCCUUUCUUUUGUCAAAGUUGAUGAGUGUGCCGAAAACUAUGAUUUCCUGGUUGGAGCCGGAGAUGGUACACUGGCUCAGUGCAAGAUCAAGGUCACCAUGAAUGGGAACAAGAUCAAGGCAACUCUCAAACACAAUGUUGAGCCCUGGAAAGAUAAUCUGGUGAAGAACAAAUGCAGUUCCUUGACUUCCAUAGCCCUAAGAGGAUCUGGACACCAGUUCUUUGUUGGAAGUGGCAGUUCAAACAUCUACAAGUUUAACUAUCCUGAGUUCAGUUGUGUCCUCAAGAAAACCUGUCACUCCAAGCCUGUCAAUGACGUCAUCUUCCCCCACGGAACUUCUGAGCUGAUUGUGACUUGCCAGGAUGAGGAGAUCCGAAUCUGGCACCGUGAGACUGGGAAGGAAAUAAGACGCCAUGUUGUCUCCAACAUGAUGUGCAAUGCUAUUGACAUCACAAGGGAUGGCAAGUCUAUCGUCAGUGCCUGGGCAGAUGGGAAGAUACGAGUGUAUGGCUUUGGCCCUAAAGACAUCACAGAGAGGUUCAGUAUCACUGAUGCUCACAACAAAGGUGUGACUGCUAUUGCCUGUACAUCUGACGGAAGACAUAUUGUGAGCGGCGGGGGUGAAGGCCAAGUGAGGAUCUGGAGAGUGGAGGAGAGCUAUGAGUCGCGAGGAAAGACAUCCUACCGAGGUGUCCUCGAGGCGACAAUGAAGGAACACAAAGGUCUGGUGUCCGCCAUCAAGAUCCGAAACAAUGACAGGGAAUGUGCCUCAGCCAGUACAGAUGGAACCUGCAUCAUCUGGUGCCUCGUAAAUCAAGCCAGGAAACAGAUUGUGUUUGCCAACACGUUGUUCCAGUGUGUGUCCUAUGGCCUGGGUGGUCAUCACAUCGUGACAAGUGGAACUGACCGCAAGAUUGCCUACUGGGAGACCCUUGAUGGCUCCGGCACAAGGGAGCUGGAUGGAGCCAAGACAGGAGCCAUCAACACAAUGGACAUGUCCCCUGAUGGCAAAUACUUUGUGUCUGGAGGAGAAGAGAAAAUCAUCAAGUUGUGGAGGUAUGAUGAAGGGGAGGUAACUCACAUCGGAAUUGGUCACAGCGCACCUAUCACCAAGGUUCGCAUCUGUCCAAACCAGCGCAACAUCGUCAGUGUUGGCACAGAUGGUGCUGUUCUAAUUUGGAAAUUCCCUGCUGAGGAUGGCUACAGUGGACAAAUGCAACAACUGGAGUGCUCAUCAUAAAAUGGACAAUUUUUCUCAGAAAUACUUUUGCCAUUUUUUUCAGCGCAGGUAUCAAAUCAUCUCCGUCCACCAAUUGUGAUAACACUGUACCAAACAGAAUCGAGUUUUUAAAGAUUUUUAGGUUUAGCGAAGUCAGAAAAAUGCAAAACAGAACACGUAACCAGUAGUUUUCAUGGUUCAUUUACAAACCAUUUUAUGAUCCAGGACGUUUCCAGUAAGCCAAAGCUACUUUUUGGCUGCAAAAGAUGAACAUCCCAAGUACCAGAUAUAUACAAGUAUAACAGUUUACUUGCCUGUCUGCUUUAUGUGCGAUUCAAGGAGUAACAAACAGAAUGUUAAGAAACAAAUGUCUUUGGAUUUGAUUGAAUGUGCUCAAUCUUACUUUGUUUAUAGUUAUGAAUAAUAUAGUCCAUUAAGAAAUCUUUGAACAUUUCAUUUAUUUUAAUUCCUUAAAAAUUAGACAAAAAAUAGGAAUAUGUCUUUAUUAUGUUUAGGAAGUGUCAUCACCAAAUGUUUCUUAUUUUAUUAUUUAAAACAUGAAAACAUAUUUAUUUCUACAAUUUGUUAAAUGUUGAUUUUAGUGCAACUAUUUGUGAUGUGUCUGAUUGAACUACCACCAGUAUUUUCCGUUUCUGUGUAUAUAUGUAACACUAUUGACUCCUCCUAGAUGUAGAUUAAAUAACAACAUAUAUUGUAUAUAUAAAGUGACAACUCUCUGUGUAAACACGCUAGAACUUCAGUACAUAUCAUGUCUGCCAUUUUGGUUUUGCUAUCAGCAAACAUUGUACAGUCCAAUACUCCCUGAUUGAAAUAAAUACACAUUUCACCUACA